Molecule: messenger RNA, 2192 nt
Organism: Gambusia affinis (western mosquitofish)
Lineage: Eukaryota; Metazoa; Chordata; Actinopteri; Cyprinodontiformes; Poeciliidae
Product: putative leucine-rich repeat-containing protein DDB_G0290503
Exons: 15
Coding region: 148-1695 (515 amino acids)
Source: RefSeq, a predicted model, not a curated record
CUGGCACAACCGGCCCUGUAAGUGAAUUCAUGAUCUUGAUUCGGCCCAGUAAGUAAUUGAGUUUGACCCUCCUGCAAUAGAGUAUUGUUGUUACUAUCAGUUUUUAUUUGAUUUCAGAUUUUUUAUUUGUCAUUUAUUUCUUUGUCUAUGCAGAUGCAGAAGAUGCUGAUUAAUCAAAUGGAGGAGAUGGAAAAGAGAGUCAGUGACGUCAAACCGGGUCAUUCUGCGGUGCAGAACCAUCUUGGAGAAGCCAACAGCAAGAUCAGCCGAGUUUUUCAGGAUAAAGGAAACCCAGAGGAACAGCUUAACAAAACCAAAAAAGAUCCACACGACUUUGAGAUCCACAACAUCGUCACUAAUCCAAAGGAGGAGAACUCAGAGGUAAAUGAACAAUUGAGACAAGAACUGGAAGAGAUGAAGAAACAUCUGGCUGAGUCACAACAUCAGCUGCAGGAGCUAAACGAGGAGAGAAACAUAAAAUUAAGACAGAUCCCAGAUCAGAUCAGAGAAAAGGAGAAUCAGCUGAAUGAAAGAAACCCAGGAGGACAUGAUGCAUUAAAUGAAUCAACAGGAAACAACAACCAGCGCAGAACAGCAACACAAGAUUUGGACCUGGAAAAUCAGAAACUGCGGAAUCAGUGUGUCUGUUUGGAAGAAAAGCUCAAAGAGAAGGAAAAGAUGCUGCAAAUGCACGAGAAAACAUAUCAAAAAAAGGAUGAAAUGAGACUCCUGCGCAUUAAAGAACUAGAAGAUUUGGCCUCACACUGGACAGAAAAAUGGCAAAACGUUGCUUUGAACCUUCAGUCUACAGAAGAUGAGUUAGAGGAACUGAAGAGAAGCUGCACCACUGAUACAAGAGAAUCUGAGUCUUUACUGAGGAGUGAACAGGAAACAGGUGGUGAUUUGGUGCAGACUCUUCACAAAGACACACAAACAGACCUUUCAGAAUCCUCUUUAACACCAGACUCCACAUGCAGCAGAAAUAAAUCUCCUCAGCUUUGGACGCAAAGCGGCGAGGUUCAGUGGCUGAAGCAAAAACUUUCAGAAACAGAAAGGGAAGUGAGUGAGAGAGAGCAUGAUUUGAGGACUAUGGAACGGCAAAGAGAGAUGGAAAGAGCUGAGGCUCAAAUUAGGAUUUCUGCUCUUGAACUCAAGCUCAUGAAAAGGGCGUCUGAAUUGUGUCAAAACGGUGGAGGAGUUCAGGCGGAUGUGUCAAACCCUGCCUCGAUGCACGAGCAACAAGACGAGUGGAGGGAAAAGUUGGAUGAGACGCAGCAGCUAAAUCCUCCAGCCCUCCACAAACAUCCAAACCAGAGGCAGAAGUUUUCCCACAGUGGGGGUAAAAAUGAGACUUUGUGGAUUGAAGACAAGAAGAAUAAAACCAUCUGCCUUGUUGACCAAGAGGUGGAGCAGCAGAGAAGAAUGGUCACACAGCAGUUAAAGAGCUUGUUUAAGAAGCGAGAAGGAAAGGAGGCGAGAAGAUUUGCUGAUUCACAAUCAAUUGCUCAAAGUGGAUCCUCCUCAACUCAGGACUGGACUCCCACAUCUCUGGUUAUUAGGGCUGCAGCAGACAGGAGAAAUUGGCAGCCUGGCUCGGCUUUAAUGCCGGUGUUGGAGGAGGAGGAUGAAGAGAACGGGGACUGGUCAGGAGUGGAUGAAGGGAAUGUAAAACAGGAAGCCCACACUGAGUGUUAAAGUUUCACCUCUCUGGCUGCAAACGACAGAAAUUGAUGGUCUCUGUGGGGGAAAGGUGACCUGCGGUGGAGGAACACCAUCAACCUGAUGGAGUAUUUCUGGAUCAGACUGUUGAUGUUUGCAAUCAAGAUGAAGAUGAAGUAGAGGAAAAACUAUAGCUUAGAAAAUCUUCAAUAUCUGGAAAAAACAAGCAGCAUUGAACUCUCCAAACAAACUGAAUGUUGGCCUAUAUUUUUGAGUAUUUUUGUGCUUGUCACUUCAUAAAUACUCUCUCGCUUACCUACAUUUUAAAGACUUUUUAUGUAAAUGUUCAGUCAAUUUAAUCUUACAGGCUUUUCUACAGAGUGCCUUGCAAAAAUAUGUACACACAUAUUUAAACUCCAAACUUUCAAAGUGUCGAAUAAAUAUGCAGUGGAAGAAAAACAUUUUCACAAAAUCUAAAAAGUCUGGUGUUCAUUUGCAUUAAACCGUCAUGAAUAAAUUAUAUGUGGAGCCAA